AAGAGGUUUUUACCGUCCCCUUUUCACACUCACCACCUCCUCCUCCUCCUCCCUCUUCGUCGUCGUCGUCGUCGUCGUCGUGCUCCUCCAAGCUCCUCCCAUGGCGCCUCUCCUCUCCCUCCCCCUCCUCCUCUCCCGCCACAGCCAUUCCCGUGCUCUCCUCCUCCUCCUCCUCGCUUCCCGCUCCUCGCCCGAUCCAUCCUCCCCCACCCCUUCUUCUCCCUCUCCCUCCCCCCUCCUCCUCUUCCUCAUCCGCCUACGCCACCGCCUCCGGCGCCGUCGCCCCGUCCGGUGUCGGAGGCGGCGGCGCCGGAGGCGGAGGAGGAGGAGGAGGAGCUGCAACGGUGCGAUCUGUACGAGGGGGGGUGGGCGAGGGACGCGACGCGCCCGAUCUACGAGCCCGGCGCGUGCCCGUACGUGGACGAGGCCUUCGCGUGCCGCGAGAACGGGAGGAGCGAUCGCGGGUACCUGCAUUGGCGGUGGGAGCCCCGCGGUUGUCGCCUCCCGAGGUUCAAUGCGACAGAUUUUUUGGAGCGACUGAGAGGUAAAAGACUGAUGCUUAUCGGAGAUUCAAUGAACAGGAACCAGUUCGAAUCAAUGCUGUGUAUCCUGCGUGAAGCGUUGCCCGACAAGACCAAAAUGUACGAGACCCGGGGGCAUAAAAUAACCAAAGGACGUGGCCAGUUUGUGUUCAAGUUUGUGGAUUACGAUUGUACUGUAGAGUUUGUUCGCUCCCAUUUUCUCGUUCGAGAAGGGACACGGGUCAACCGACAGGGAAGCUCGAACCCGACUCUCUCGAUCGAUCGUAUCGACAAGUCUGCAAAUCGGUGGAAGGGUGCCGACAUUCUUGUCUUCAACACCGGCCAUUGGUGGACUCAUGGAAAGACGGCGAGGGGGAAGAAUUAUUAUCAAGAAGGUGGUGUACUGUAUCCUCGGUUUGAUGCAAUUGAGGCUUAUAGGAGAGCCAUAAGAACUUGGGGAAGGUGGGUGGACAAAAACAUGGAUCCCAGGAAGCAUUUGGUGUUUUAUCGCGGAUAUUCGACCGCACAUUUCAGGGGCGGAGAUUGGGAUUCCGGCGGGACGUGCAACGGUGAGACCGAGCCAAUUCUCACCGGCGGACCGCUGGUCGACAGUUAUCCUCUGAAAAUGAGGAUAGUGGAGGAAGUAAUUGGCAAAAUGCGCUUCCCGGUUAUUCUACUGAAUGUAACGAAGCUGACCAACUUCCGCAAAGACGGCCAUCCUUCCGUCUAUGGAAAGAACGCGACGCGGGGCCAGAAGGUCUCGAGAAGGAAGCAGGAUUGUAGUCAUUGGUGUCUCCCCGGGGUUCCGGAUUCAUGGAACGAGUUGAUCUACGCCACUCUUGUUUUACAGCCCAAACCCAUUCCGCAGAAACAGAGGAAUUUUAUGUUGGACCGUGAAUGUUAAACAGAAUUCAUGAAGAGCACCUCGUUAAGUGAUAGAGAUGUCGUAACCAGUCGGAGUCUCCAUGAAACUCGAAAGAUCAGUUCCCAUCUCAAAGCUCAGGUCUGAAUCUCAAAGCGAUGUCAGGUGGCGGAUCUAGGUAACCCCAAAACGAAACACUCCAUCAAUCUUUUUAAUUGUUUUCUUCCCUGGACGGGAGACUUGUUCUGAGUCCUGACACUACAGAUGAGAUGAACCUCGGCUAUGUGCAGAUUUCAUGCUAAACAUUUUCAGGAUGUGCAGAUUUCAUGUUAAGCAUCUCCAGGAUGUGCAGGUAUGAUAUUCAGAAAGUUCGCCGACCUCUAGUUUAGACUCCUAACGAUGGCCUAGGACUUUCUGUAAGAGUCAUCAAGAAGCAGCAGGUUGGUGUGACUUUCUGUAAGAGUCAUCAAGAAGCAGCAGGUUGUUGUGCGCCAUCGUCAUCUGGUAAAUCAAUGGAGCUCUUGAAGAAGAGCAGCGUAGAUAACGCUCUCUAUUUUAGUUUCUACUACCUAUCCCCCACCAGUGGUGUUAAUGCUGAAACCUGGCCUACUAUGGACUCUCUUUCAAAAAAUAAAGAAAAAGUUAU
Molecule: messenger RNA, 2029 nt
Organism: Ananas comosus (pineapple)
Lineage: Eukaryota; Viridiplantae; Streptophyta; Magnoliopsida; Poales; Bromeliaceae
Product: protein trichome birefringence-like 5
Exons: 7
Cellular component (GO): Golgi apparatus
Molecular function (GO): O-acetyltransferase activity
Source: RefSeq, a predicted model, not a curated record